UUGAUAGUGUAGUUUGGAGUCAACCAAGACUCAGAAGUGAACGUAGCAGCACAUACAUCGCUCUGAAACUGUUUUUACAUUUUCAUUCCAGCAUUUUAUGACUUGUACAUUUGUGUAGAUAGACUGUUUCUAUUUUUGUAAACGCGACAACAACGAGAUGGAACUUAAUUCUCUUUUAAUUCUGCUGGAGGCUGCAGAGUACUUGGAGAGAAGAGACAGAGAGGCAGAACACGGUUAUGCGUCUGUUUUACCAUACAGCAGCGACUUCUCCAGAAAGAAAACGAAAGCAUCGCCAAUUUCCAGAAAAACUCAGAACAAUAGAUCAUCACACAACGAGCUGGAGAAACACAGACGUGCCAAACUGCGGCUGUAUUUGGAGCAGCUGAAGAAGCUGGUGCCUUUGGGUCCAGACAGCACGAGACACACCACUCUGAGCUUGCUGAAAAGGGCCAAGAUGCACAUCAAGAAGCUGGAAGAGCAGGACAGGAAGGCUUUAAACAUGAAGGAGCAGCUUCAGAGAGAGCACCGCUACCUCAAACGCCGCCUGGAGCAGCUCUCUGUGUCGGGAUCCGUGGAGCGCAUCCGCACUGACAGCAUGGGAUCCACCAUCUCCACCGACUCAGAGCAAGAGGUGGACAUCGAGGGCAUGGAGUUCACCCCCGGCGAGGCAGACAGCGCGGACAGCGUCAGCGACGGCGAGGAGGAGGACCACUACAGCCUCCAGAGCAGCUCCAGCGACACCAGCUACACGGCCACACAUUCCCACAGACUGCAGCCGCACCACUGUUAGACACCGCAGCGGCCAUCCAUCUGUCAACCAGCUUCCUCACCCCAUGCUUUCCUCCCCUCGCCGUACCUUUCCCCCACCCCCUGCGAUUUGCCAACGCCACCCAACUACCGACGUCAGACCGGUCCAUGACGGCGGUACACCCUGAACCCCGUUCCUUCUCUCCAGGAAGCACACGAGGCUGAAAUGCCACUUAAAACCUUCCUUUACCACCCCCUCCCACCCACCUCCCAACCACUGACCCUACCUCACCCUGCUGUAUCCUGCCUGAACCUGCCCCUCCUGCCCUCUCACUGCCCUCUCACUGCCCUCACAACCCCGACCUAGCGUUGCUGCAGGCUCCAAGAGUGCAGAGCCGAGUUUGUGGUUUUUGUUUGGGAAUUCUGUGGCACGGUGGACAGCUUUGACUUGUUAAUUGGCGGGUGUGUGCAUAUGUGUAAAAGUGAAGAUGGGGAGUUUAUGAGAGGUCAACAAUAUAAGCUACAGUCAUUUUAAUGUGGCAAUAAUACACAGACAACACAUUGCACUAUGGGUGUGAUGUGGAAAGUAAAGCACUUGUGUUUGUUCGGCAACAUCGGGACCUCGAAAGUUGCGUUCAUCGUACGGUAUCCUCCUUUUACACAGCAAGAUUUAAAGGAGAAGCUAUUGCAAAUGUCCUGCAGGUUCCUUGAAACAUCUGACUGCUGAAAAAUGUUGGAGGAAUACACUCAUUCUCUUUCUUGCUGAGAGUUAGAUGAGAAGAGAUCUGCUGCCGGCACCUCUAAAGCUCACAAAUUCACAUGUUAAUCCGUGCUAAAGUCAGCGUUAGGUUGUAAUGUUAUGGGAUUCACAUGGAAGUAGCUUGGCUGGUGGAGAAAUACAGGGUGUCCCUAAAGUCUGGACACAUACGAAAUCUCAUUAACUAUAUAUAUUGUUUUGCCUUCACAGAUUAAAUAUGGCUUUGUCGAAAGAAGAGUUGAACUGGUGCUUGUGAAGCAUGGACGUAUUGAAAGAUAGCAGAUGACAAACCCUGUUGUGGACGACCAAAUCUAUCAGCUGAAACUAAAGAAUUGGUCAUAGCUAAAAUUCAUGUUAGCCCCCCCAAAAAUCACUUCCCUAACCCUGUCUUCGAUAUUGUCAUCCUUCACGUCCACUGAGAAGUAUCAGUUCGACUCUUUCUUCUAUCGACAAAGCCAUAUUUAGUCCGUGGAAGCAAAAAAUUACAGUUAAUGAGAUUUUCUAUGUGUCCAGACUUUAGUGACACCCUGUAGCGUAGCAGGUAACUGCAUUUUGAUGUUCUUAGAUGAUUUUUGUACACAAUAAGCAAACAAGAUAUAACAUAUUGAUUAGUGAGCUUUAGUGGUUCUGCAUAUUUCUUUAGACCGGCGGUUCCCAUUCUUUAUGCUAAGCUAACGAGCUACUGGCUUUGGCUUAACACUUCCGGUGCACAUAUGAGAGUGUGGUUGAUCAUCUCAGCGAAAAAGUGAUCCAAAACUGUUUCGUUUCCAACAUUUUAGCAAAGUUGUAAAUGCACAGCAAUACUUGUAUAAGCUGACGACUUAAAACAGGACUUUUUCAAUAGCAGCUCUGUCGCAUCUUUAUCACCGAAAGCGACAUGGAAAAGUUUCAGAGCUGUAGCAGAGAAGAAAACGUGUAAAUAGGUGUACAGUUACUGUCCAGACCCUCACGUCUCCCUUUGGUUGGGCUGCCUAACCACUACUCCACACUACUGACCACUACACUAUACCACCCUAUGGUGUGGAUGGACUACUAUGUCAAACAAAAAAAAGGAGUGGCCUCACAACUAAAACUCUAUUCCUUUAAAUAUUGAGUCACAUCUUGUGUUUCCUUCUCAGUAGCUAAUUGAUGUAGCAAUAAAUACAAGAGGCAGUGUCAAAUUGAUUCUGGUGGACGGUGAGGUGUUGCGGGAGACUUUUUCUUGUCCCAAUUUAACCCUGUAGAUGGAAAGUUGUUGCUUACAGACAGCGAACCUGCAGGAAACUGGGCUGUUUUCCCCACUUUUUUUUACAUUUUCUUUUUCACUAAUAGAUCCUUCUCUGUGUGCACAACACCAUCUACCCAGAAUGUGCAUUUCUCUACAGCUCCGUUGCUUUUCUGUUGCGUUCUUGUGUGACCGGGUUUUAAAGUGUGUAUUAUUCCGAUUAUCAAGCCAAAGCUGUGAUCGUGGGCACAAGGGCCAGCUGUAAUGAUUUUCUUCUGUCUUAGAAGCACCUAUUUUAGCUAUCUUAGCAGACUAAUCACCUUUCAUUUCUAUAACGGGACUAUUACUCUUGUUUUCUCUGCUAUCUGUUCCUUAUUUCUGGAGCUUUGAGCACUGCUGAAGGCCGACGUAGGUGACGUUUCUUUCUCUAACUUGUCAGUAACUUAUGCACAAUAGUCACUAUUGACGGAGGAGGCGCUUCUGUCGCUCUCUGACCAUUUAAUAAUCAUUAGCACCCAGUCUCUGGCAGUCUUUAGAGCUUGGCACUUUAAAAACAAAAAGGGCCGGUCCACUGCGGGCGGGUCUGACCAAAAAAAAAAUCAAAAACCUACAAAAGAGUCUGAAGAAAAUGACAAAAAAUUGCAUACAAAAGAAGCUACUCGUCACUGAAAGUGAUGCUAGCCAGUGUAGUCUAUAUUUCUUGUAUUAAAUUUUGUAUUAUAUUUUCCUAAAUGUCCUCUUGUAAUGAAAAGACAAAAAAGAGUGAGUAUAUCUAGAUAUAUAUAAAUAUAUAUAUAAAAGAGAGACAGACCGACAGACAAGGAGGCCAGGCUUGUUGAAGGGAGAGUGGGGGUGGGGGAGCUGAUACACUGGCCCCUCUCCCUUAGGUGACUCUCCUGCUGUCAUUCUGUGCCUUGGUGAGCCUUCGACCUCUCUCGUCCUCCUCUUCCUCCUCCUCCCACCACCUCCUCACCCUCGGCCCCUACUCAGGUCACACUCCCCCUCCAUCCCUCCCCUCUCUCCGUCUUCUUCUUCUUCCCCUCCGGCGGGGCUGAAAGCUUCGAUUUCAACCCGAAAACACUUCCACAAGCAAAAGGGGGGGCGUGUGAAGAGAAGACCUCAAAAUACAGAAAUGACAAAAAAAAAAAACAAGUCCCCUUGGUCUCUACUGAAGCCGCUGUUGUACUACGCCCUGUCCAGGCACUCCCCGCCCUCUCGAUGCCCACCCAUCUGCCAGUGCCGCCUCUGUCAUGGAAAAAGAAAAGAAAACACACACUGGUAAAACUCCCAUGGCAGCUUCCAGUCGCCCCCCUCCGAAUGGUCACCGACGGAGGGGGUUCGAAACUUCUGGGCUUGAAGCGUGUUUAUCUUUUUUUUCUCGUCAUUUUAUUAUUGUAUGUUGACUAUGUAUGUGUUCGGUGGGAAUCACUGGGAGAGGAGCGAUAAAAGAAUAAUCCAAUCAAUGGCAGCUUAAGGUGUUAUCCUCCGAGCUCCCGGUGGUCCGUCCCAAAAAAUAGUGUUACCCGUUGAUCAGGGGACCUCUUGAGACACAGCAAUAUUACCAUCUUGUGCUUUCUGAGGGAGGGUGGGCGGGCAGGGGUUUUUUGUUUUGUUUUUUUCUUUUUGAAAAAGACAAGCAGGUGGUUUUGCUUUUGACUCUGUGGUGCAUUUUGGUGACCAACUCUUUAUUUUUGUUUCGAUGAUUUUACCUCCUAAUCUGCACUCUCUCCAUACACUGCAGGAGGGCAAAACAAAAAUUGAACUAAACAUGAGAAAAAUGUGUUUUUUUUUUUGUCAUCAAGAGUUUACAUUCAUGUCAAAAGAUUUGUACAUGACUGUUUGUAGCAAAAAUGUCCUUUUGAACAACUGAGUAAACCCUAUUAAUGGAAUAAGAUUAUUCUCUUGCACAGAACCUCCCCAGUAAGAAACGUGACAGAGUGAAUGGGAUGAGCUCUUGGGCCAGAUAUGAGAUUAUAAUUUUUCAGUGGCGUCAUUGAAAAAUGUACAUAGCACACGCAACGCUCAGAACGAGAGGCCUACGAGCGGCUGACUGGACGUGGUAACAUUUAGCUCGAAUGUCGGAUGGAUAGUGUUUAUGGAAAUUCUUUUAAUGAUGUGCCUUGGAAAAAGUUAUUUUCUUUAUUAAGUAAAAAGCAAAACAAAACAAAAAAAAGAAGCAGAGAUUGUACCAAUUUAUGUAGACUGUUAAAUCAGGUACAGGUGGAGAGGCAAAAGAAGACGUUGGCGCUUCCCUUCUCAGAACAAACGGAGCGUAAUUCAGGAGUCAUCGGAGAGAAGAGGGCUAAAAACCGAAACUUCAGAGCGAGCGCAGACGAGAUUUUAUGUUUGCUUUCAUGUUGCCGUUGCACAGAGAUUCGAUUCGAGCACUUGGGUGUGGGGAAGUCAGCAGGCAGAGAAGAAAGAAAUCUGUGAUGAAAUAAAGGCCCGAUCGAGGCGCCAAAUGGCAAACAUCGAAGACAUCUUUCUACCCCAAAGCCUGCCGAUUAACGGUGCUCCUAAAAUCGACCCGAGGACUUCCAUGAGAUAUUAUUCCUGCCAAAUAAACAGUCACUUUUAAUCCUUCCAAAACUAAUAAGAAUUCCUGUAAGUAAUUCGAAUAGCUUUAACUACCUGUAGGCUUUAGGCCAGCUUCCCACUUUCCGCACUUCAAGCCUUCAUGUCUUUAUUUUUGCAUCUUCGUGUAUCUUUGUGUGACACUCGAACCUAGAAGCUGUCGAGGGCGAACUGGCUUUAGUUGAGGACGACGAGGAGUUUGUUUAGGGCUGACAUACUGUGCAGAGUCGGGAGAGUUCUGUGCCAGAGACCUGUGAAUAUGUUCCUUUAUAGCGGAUGUGUAAUAUGCAUUCAGAAGAUGUUAUAUAAGUUCCUUUUUUUUUUUUGUUGUUUAUUUUUUUGUGUGUGCGAGUGUGUGUACACGAGUACCUGGUGCUGGCUACAUUUUAGCAAACACUUGAAGGUAUCGCGUAUUCUCUCAUUGUAAUAUAAUUAAAAUGUUUUAUACAUAAAGACGUCAAAGCCUC
Acanthochromis polyacanthus (spiny chromis) is the source of this 5749-nucleotide messenger RNA. RefSeq names its product MAX dimerization protein 4 (gene mxd4). Gene Ontology annotation, biological process: regulation of transcription by RNA polymerase II. Gene Ontology annotation, molecular function: protein dimerization activity; RNA polymerase II cis-regulatory region sequence-specific DNA binding; DNA-binding transcription factor activity, RNA polymerase II-specific. Bases 158 to 790 code for a protein of 210 amino acids. The transcript is spliced from 6 exons. The record is from RefSeq and is a predicted model, not a curated record. Lineage: Eukaryota; Metazoa; Chordata; Actinopteri; Pomacentridae.